Hydatigera taeniaeformis is the source of this 573-nucleotide messenger RNA. NCBI's taxonomy places the organism in Eukaryota, Metazoa, Platyhelminthes, Cestoda, Cyclophyllidea, Taeniidae. The record is from the annotation of a GenBank genome assembly.
AUGCCCAAGGGAGAUAGCUUUCUUUGCGUGCGACUACCUAUCUCUCAGUACCUACCUCGUCGCGACGACUUUGAUAAUCGUAUCGCCUUUGAAAUUCGCAUGAUUUCUGGACAAUACUGCACGUUGUGGCCCUUCGACUGUGAUGAUUACUACGCUUCAAAACUAUAUGAAAAAGAUGGGACUGUAUAUGACAGUUCGGAUAUGCCGGUUAAACCAUACCCUCACUCUGAAACUGUGUUGCGCCGAAUCAAAGAGGAACCUGACGUAAAGCUGGGUGUUGCUUCAAUGACGAGUUCUCCGCGAGUAGGCCACAAGUUGAUAAAGCUUUUUGGGUGGGACAAGUACUUCGACUACGUGGAGAUAUAUCCCACAUCCAAGACAAAACACUUUAAGACACUUGCCCAGAAGUCGGGUCUUUCCUUCGACCAAAUGCUUUUCUUUGACGAUCUCUCGUAUAAUAUCCGUGAGGUGGGCAACCUCGGUGUUCAUACUGUGCUCGUUCGCAACGGCGUGGAUCUCACUCUCCUGCGAUUCGCCCUUGAGGAAUUUGCAUCAAUUAGCCCCGGAGCCUAG